Molecule: messenger RNA, 783 nt
Organism: Aspergillus melleus
Lineage: Eukaryota; Fungi; Ascomycota; Eurotiomycetes; Eurotiales; Aspergillaceae
Exons: 1
Coding region: 1-783 (260 amino acids)
Source: RefSeq, a predicted model, not a curated record
AUGCCUCCGGACGGCUCAUCAUUCACGGCGUUGAACCUGCCGUCGUCCUUUUCUCUGCCUCGAUGUAUGGAAUACUUCACCCUCACCGCCGGUCCCAACACUGACCUCUGGCGCAAACCCCCCAAUGGCGACACUUCGACGGCGCCCAUUGUGUUUACGUCGCUUCGGAACCCAUUUGUGGUGGCCGAAGUCACCGUCAGUGCGGACUGGGAGAUGGAAUGGGACCAGGGAGGGCUGGUCAUUUUUGCCGGCGCUGCCCCCCAGUCAUUUUCGUCGGAAAGCGUCCCGUUGGCGCCAGAGACUCGGUCCAGCCACGGCGGUCCCUUGUCCCCAGCGCGCCCCUGCAAAUGGGUCAAGGCGGGGAUGGAAUUCUCGUCGGGGACGGUGAACGCCUCGUCGGUCAGCGCCACGGCUGACGGGGCUGAUUGGUGCCUGUCCCCCCUGAACCUGUCGGAGGCGGCACCGGCAUCGACUCAGCAUUCGCUGCGCAUCAAACUGGAGCGCAUCGGCCACGCGCUCUGGAUCUGGUAUCAGGUCCCGUCGGCGUCGCCUUAUGCCCGCACGCCGAGUGCCGUCAGCAGCACGUGGAAGAAGCUGCGCGAGGUGACCUGGUUCUUCUACGGGGUUGAGGACAAGUUCAUCCACGUGGGGGUGUAUGCCAGUCGUCCGAAUAGUCUCACUCGCAGCGACACGAUGUGGGAGAUGAUGAACGGACCGACAAUGGACAGCCCCGACACGGCUGACGGCUUGGUGGUGGAGUUUGAAGAUCUGGAGAUCUUCUGA